This is a messenger RNA of Penicillium chermesinum, 3375 nucleotides long. Its product is annotated as ankyrin repeat protein. NCBI's taxonomy places the organism in Eukaryota, Fungi, Ascomycota, Eurotiomycetes, Eurotiales, Aspergillaceae. The coding region runs from base 1 to 3375 and encodes 1124 amino acids. The transcript has 4 exons. The record is from RefSeq and is a predicted model, not a curated record. Gene Ontology annotation, molecular function: protein binding.
AUGAAGGACUUUUGCAUGCACAGCACAGCCCCAGCACCUCCCGCCCGGACCCCACACCGCCAGGUAUUGCAGGCUAUUGCCUCGACAGUCAGCGGCCUGCGUCAGCUUACCGGGAAAUUACGCGAGGCAGACCUCACUAUCCAGUCGCUGAUUCAGGAACUAAACUGUAUUCGAACAGCGCUCUCAAGUUUGAAAGAAUGGCUCCGUAUACACCGCAAUGGAAACAAUGGGAUCAAGUCAGACGAACUCGACCAUGACCUGGCCGUCGCCAUGGAUGGAUGCCGCGAGAUUAUGGAAAUCUUGUACUAUGAGGUGUUUGAACUGGUACAAUGUGUAGAAGAAUCCGGGGGGCUGGGCUUCAAGACCCGAAUUAAGGUCGUUUGGAACGACGAAUCGAUGAGAGGGCACCAAGAGAAGCUACGGGCUCAAGUACAAGCAUUGCAGCUUUUGCUUCAAGUCUGCCAAUGUCAUUCUUCGACAGAACAAGUUCGCUUGCUGAGGAGAGCGACCACCCGACAGAUCAUUGGUCGAGUUGCUGAUGAUACCGCGACCCUCAGAUCUGGUCGUAUGAGUCGUAUGGGAUCUAUAAGCCGCGUAGGAUCCGAUCUGGACAACGUUUCCGAGAGCAGCAGCCGGCCGGCUAUCAGCCACCGCAGUUUUGACUUCGAUGCAUCCGUCAUGAAUUCACCCGUCUACUUACGUGCAGUACAGCAGUGGACAAGUUCACAUCUUCCGCUCCCAUCACCGAGAGAAGAUUUCCCAAAGGAACCAAGCAUAAGCGCCGCUCAAAGCCGCAGAAGCGAUACUGACGAGGGCUAUGAUAGCUUUGCCUCUGGAUCCAUCCAUCAAGGACACUUUGACAUGUCCCAAUCUCAGGGGGACCUUCUUGCUCUACCUGACAGUCCAUCGGGGCCAAUCCACAGCAGAAGCGUUUCGCACACGCAAGCUCUCCAGCGACCACCUGCAAACACCAUGCGAAGAAACCUUUCAGAGUCUCAAGUAUCUUUUCGUUCCAACCAACAGUCACCGUUCAGAAGAGGCCGGUUUUCUAGUUUGGUGGAACGUAUCAAUACCGGUAGCCGGAGAAGCUUGGGAGGAUCGUCCAAAAAGUCAACGAAUUUGGCACCUAGUUCUACAGUCAGAGAAAGAGGGCAUAUAUUACGCUCAAAUUUUCACACCAGUAUCGACCUUUCGAAAGACGGAGCGUCCGUGUCGCCAUUAAUUAAAGCUGCCCAAGGGGGCACGCGAACCGAAGUCGAAAGACUACUCGAACACGGCUAUGACAUUGAAGAACGUCAUAAUGCCUCGGGCCGGAACGCGCUUCUUGUUGCUGCCCACUGUGGAAAAGAGGACAUCGUUGACCUAUUAAUUCAAUGCGGCGCCCGGUUGAAGGUGACCGACGGAUCUGGCGAAACAGCUCUCCAUCUCGCAGCAUCGCGGGGCCACUGGGAAGUGAUAAAAUUACUCGUUACCGAGAAGAGCCUGAUUGAAAUCCAGAAUUUCAAAGGGAGGACCGCAUUACGAGUGGCUGCAGAUCAUGGCCAGCCAGAAGCUGUUCAGGUCCUUCUUGAGAAUAAUGCUCUUGUUAACGCACGAGCGGAAAAUCAGAUGACAGCUCUCCAUGCCGCUGCAAAACGAGGGGACCAUGAAAUCGUACAGUUACUCAUAUCACAUGGUGCCGAUAUUGAAGCGAAGGAUGGAUCGAUGAUGACAGCAUUACAUUACGCUUGCGAAGAGGGGAAUAUGGAAGUCGUGAGAACACUCUUGGACUCUCGAGCGAACCUCGAAGCUCCAGGUCGAGAUCGCAAGAAUCCUCUGAUAUGCGCUGCACAAAUGGGGAGAACUCAGGUCGUGGAGUACCUGGUCAAACGGAAAGCAUCUACAAAAAGCGCUGAUGAUAGUGGGAUGUCUGCGCUCCACUGGGCUUCUUAUAAUGGCCACGAAGACACCGUCCGACUCCUAAGCGAGAGGAAAGGAGCUCUCGAGACUGUGAACAAUAUGGGACGCACGGCCUUGCACCUGGCGGUCAUGCAAUCACAGUUUGCUGUUGUUGAAUUACUGCAACGAAAGGGGGUACAAUUGGAGACUCGCUGCCACACAGGACUGACAGCACUUCACUAUGCUUGCAUGGCGAAUAGCUUUGAGAUUACCCGCCUUCUUCUUUUGUCGGGAGCGGACAUCGAAGCCUCGGAAUCUGAGCACCAGCAAAGGCCGUUGCAUAUAGCUGCGGGCAGCGGAUCAACGUAUAUUCUGGAUCUUUUGUGUGAUAAGGGCGCCUCCCUUCAUGCUAGGAAUGGCAUCGGGGACAGACCGUUGUGUGUGGCUACCCGCUUUGGCCACGCUGAAGUUGUGCAAAAGUUACUUGACCGGGGAUCUCCAAUCUCGGAAAAGUUUGAACUUGGCUUUCGGGAGGACUCACCUUUGUGUCUUGCUGCAAUGAAGGGUCACUUGAACGUUGCUGCAUUAUUAAUCGAGCGUGGUGCAAACGUUCUCAAGGAAGACGAGUUGGGCUGGCAACCAAUUCGAUAUGCUGCAUACUACGGUCAUCCGGAGGUGCUGGAGUUGCUUCUGUCCAAUGAUAAGAUUCCGCCUACUACUUUACAAGAUAUGAAGCGAUUGCCAGAAACCAUUGGCUUUUCAGCCCAGGUACCCGAGUCGACCAAACGCCAAGUGCAGGCCAUUUUUCUACAAACCUGUACACGCCCUAUGUCUUUUGGUCAGACGAAUUUGAGAACGAUACCAAACACAAUCGCACCAGCAUGGAAUAUGCGUGAUUCACUCCAAGUGAUGCAACAGCAGGCUCCAGCAGAAUUCAGUCGUCAACAUACCUUUGAAGCAGGUGAAUAUUUCCUGCCCGAGCUGCCGGGCAGCUUGGAAAUGGAACACCAUAGCGACGUGGAAACUGCCGCUGUCAGCAAAAUUACAACCUCCGAGUCAGACCCACCUAUUCAGCAACCUCGACCUAUCUCUGGUGACCGAAUUGCAGCAAUAUUGAAUGAGCCGCGUGGCGUAUCACCACCGAUCAUAGCUCAACCGCGACGGAAAACCAGAACGAGAAACAGAAGCCGCUCCCAUUCAAGGGAGGUGCCCCUAGUGUCUGCAACGUAUACACCGAUCGCUAUUCCGUAUCAUACCAAAAGUGUGAUAAUGAAUAGUCCGGAAGGUCUUCCAAAGCCAGUACAAAGCAAUCCCACAGCAGCAGAACAGACUCCGCGAACACUCCCUUUGCAGGAAUACUCCAGCACCGAGGCCGGCCCUCGUGUUUCUGAAGAGGAACAUAGCGAAAGAGACUCGGACUCCGACUCCAUUUCUUCGGUUUACACUGCACCCGAUGGUGAAGUACGUUCUGAUGUCGCUACGGGGGAGUAUCUGUGA